Messenger RNA from Peromyscus maniculatus bairdii (prairie deer mouse), 4158 nucleotides. The record is from RefSeq and is a predicted model, not a curated record. Lineage: Eukaryota; Metazoa; Chordata; Mammalia; Rodentia; Cricetidae.
AGGCGGACGCGGCUACGAGCCAAGGCGAGCGGCUUCGAGAAGAGUCCAGGCGAGCGGGCGACCGCGCAGCGGGACUAGAAGGGAGCAAGGUGCGGCCGCAGGCUUCCGGUACCCAGCUUCCGGCUCCGGGUCCGGGCCUGGGGCAGAGGCGGAGCCACCGCCCGCCGCGACUUUCAGACUCGCACUAUGGCUACGCGCUGGUGGUGCGGGUGGUGCUGGCGGCGGGGCUGCUCCUGGAGGCCGGCGGCCGGGAGCCCGCGGCCGGAACGCCCUGGCUGUGCGGGGCCGCUCGGGACGCGCGCCGCCUCGGACACCCGCGCGCAGAUGCCCUAUUUUAGCCUAGUGAAGACUUUAACACCUGCCUUCCCAAAUGUGCAUAGUAUAUCACAGUUUCAUCAAAGGACACCAGCAGUGUGCUGUUGUAGUCAAAUACAGAGUGGUGAGAAAUAUGCUGAUCCUUUUAAACUGGGCUGGAGAGACUUGAAAGGUCUGUAUGAAGACAUUAGAAAGGAGCUGUGCAUCUCCACCAAAGAAUUGAAGGACAUGUCUGAAUACUACUUCGAUGGCAAAGGAAAAGCCUUUAGACCAAUUAUUGUGGUGCUAAUGGCCCGAGCAUGUAAUAUUCAUUACAAUAACUCCCGAGAUAUGCAAGCCAGCCAACGCUCCAUAGCCUUAAUUGCAGAAAUGAUCCACACUGCUAGUCUGGUUCAUGAUGACGUUAUUGACGAUGCAAGUUCUCGAAGAGGAAAACAUACAGUUAAUAAAGUCUGGGGUGAAAAAAAGGCUGUUCUUGCUGGAGAUUUAAUUCUUUCUACAGCAUCCUUAGCUCUGGCACGGAUUGGAAACACAGCUAUUAUAUCUCUUUUCAGCCAAGUUAUUGAAGAUUUGGUGCGGGGUGAAUUUCUUCAGUUAGGGUCAAAGGAAAAUGAGAAUGAAAGGUUUGCCCACUACCUGGAAAAGACCUUCAAGAAGACGGCCAGUCUGAUAGCCAACAGUUGUAAAGCAGUCUCUGUCCUGAGUUGCCCUGACCCAGUGGUGCAUGAGAUUGCCUAUCAGUAUGGGAAAAACGUUGGAAUAGCUUUUCAGCUCAUAGAUGAUGUAUUGGACUUCACCUCAUGUUCUCACCAGAUGGGCAAGCCAACAUCUGCAGACCUGAAGCUAGGCUUAGCCACCGGCCCUGUCUUGUUUGCUUGCCAGCAGGAGUUUAAUGGAACUGUGUGCACCCUGAGAGAAGCCUGGGAGCCUUAGCCAUUGCUCCAGAAUGUGAAGAAGAAGUCUAUUAAAUGCACCAGAACCACAUAGUUCCUUCCUUUUCCAGACUGGGAGACUGUCAAGGAAGUAAGUGAAGCUGCUUUCCUUGUCAUCCUUAAUAUAGAAGAGAUGCUUAGGAAGCCUCAAAGAUACUGCAGUGACUGUCAGAGCAGCCAUUUUCAUAGCUUCUUUUGGACUCUAGCCAUAUGCUUUUGGCUAUGCCAAAUGCUACUUGGAAUAAAUGAGCCAUUAGCUGUGAGUGGGUAUCUUUAAAACAAAUAUCCAUCUGAGUGGCAUUUAAUUGGUUAUUUAUCAGUGUAAUAAGAUGAUCAUCACCAACUACCUUUUGGGCCUAAAAUUUUUAAAACUCUUAUCAGUGUUCUCAUAAAUUUUACUUAUAUUCUUUCUUUAACAUGUAAGUCAACUUCUCUAGCAUUAAGUAGCUCCAUUUUGAUAUUAAAACCAAUGACCUUCCUUUUGAUUCAUUUCUGAUUCAAGAAAGGGAAGAGAUGAUCUUUCACCCUCUUAUCUAGCAGCCACUCCGGGUGAUGGUGAUUCAUCCUAGGGAGGCCGAUGUCUGGAUGACUGGACUGGAUCCCAUGGACAGUCUCAGUCAUCCUAGGGAGGCUGAUGUCUGGAUGACUGGACUGGAUCCCAUGGACAGUCUCAGUCAACUGAAGAAUAAAGACUAUGGAACCGAGACGAUGGGGCACUCAGAAACUUCUAUCCUCAUUACCACACUCCAUCUUCUCAGAAUUGUGAGGUCAAGUGCAGUGAAAAGUGUGCAGUUCUGAUACGGCAGCACAGACCUGUAAACCCAACAUCCAGAGGCUGAUGCAGGAGGAUCAUAAGUUGGAGGGCAGUCUGAGUUACAUAUAUUUAACAUUUAAGCAUUUAACAAAAAAAACCCCAAAAAAAAAACUCUCAGAAAUAAAAAAAGAAAAAGAAAAAAGACAACAAAAUAUAAGCAUGCUAUGAAUGGUCGGUCCCUUCUCCCAUGAAACUGAGACUUAUUAACUCACUACCCAGUAUUUAGGAAGAUUACUAAUAUAUAUGCCAAAUUUAAAAAUAUUUUAAGAAAACCUUUUGUACAUUAAAGCUUUAGUAAGGAACAUUUUCUGUUAUGCCAUAACUCCAUACAUAGUACUCCUGAGCCAUGUAUAUAAAUGUGUAUAAAUGAAAGUAUAUCUGAUAAUAGAAAAAUUAGUCAUUGGCCAGCAUUUGUUGUGCAAUUACAGACCUUCAUCUCAGUCACAGGUUAGUAUGCAUAAGUAGAGGACAGCUCAAAUAAAGCUCAAGUCAAGUCCCAUUCUCAAAGCCAACUAGCUCAGUGAAGAUUCAGCUAGGCCCAGAGCCUUUCCCUGAUUUAGUCUAUAAAGACUAAAUUUGGUUUGUUCUGCUUUUAGAAAUCUCAGCAAUUAUAAAUACUUGUCAUGAGCGCCAUGAGACAAGUGGAAUAGACUGGUGUCUUUUGAUUGUUUCAUUACAUUAUUCCUAAAGAGCCACAGUUUACUUUCCUCUACAGAACGGAUUAAUAGCUGGUUAUGCAUUCAGAUACAAUGGUACAAAGUGGGAACAGAAACAGAAUGCACAGCUCUUAUGAUUGAUCUGUCUAUAAUUCACAGCAGAUGGGAAAUUGCCGAGGUUUUAUAUUUGCUUGUCUGGUUGGUUGGUUGGUUGGUUGGUUAAUUGUUCUUGAAGUAAGAACAAGGAAAAGGAACAGAAGGUUACCCAAACUAUGGUUUUAUGUGUGCUUACUGGGAAAUCCCAGAAUCACACGUCACCCAGUUAUUCUGACCAGACAGCACUUUCCCCAGUUUGCCUGUGAGGCAAUGGGAACAAGUUACAAGGCAUAGUGCAACCCCCAAAAGGAAACAUGAUGAGGCUGAGCAGGAACUUACUCUGGACAGGACUCAUUUCGCAUUCUGGCACAUAGACCAAAAGUUAAUCAAAUAUAUAUUUAUACUUAGUCAAGCAUGUAUUUACAAAUUGUUCUCAAAACCCUGAAUUUAGGACCUUUUAUGGAUUAGACUGUUAAAAAGAGGUUCUUAGCAAGAAAUCUGUCAAAAGUUCAUGGGGCUUAAAAUAACUUUGGGUAAAUCAAGUUCAGAAAAUAAUGCAGGAUUAUACAGUAUCUUGCUUUAAUAAAACUGUGUUGAUUUUAGUUUAUAAAGGAUUCUUUCUUACACUGCCCUGCUCUCACAGUUCUGCUUUGUGGUAGAUAACUGUUUGUUAUAUAAUGAAAAUGAUGCUCAUGUCUGGCAAAACGGAACAUCUGGUAGAUGGCACAGAAGGCCAUCUUUUCCAAGUCUUCUAAGUCUGGCAUUCAUUUUACUAUACUUGAAUUGCUCCUGCAACUAACAGUGUGGAUAAUAGUACCCACAGACCAGGUAACUGGUAUGUCCUAGCACUGAAGAUACACUGCACACUGUAUCCACUAUUAUUAGUGAUUAACAUAACACAUUUACUAGAGUACAUGUAAGGUGUUUGUAAACCUUUCCCAUGGUCUGGUGUCUUGUCCACAGAUUUGUCUUUGAACUAAUCUAUCUGUGUAACACUGAAGGUCUUCCUCUGAGAUCCUAGGUCUUCCCCAAACUGGUGGCAGUCUUCUUGCUUCAGCCUCCCAAGUCCUAAGAUAAUAGCCAUGUCCACCAAACCUGGCUUGCUUUUUCCUUUUUAAUGCUGCAUGAUAAGUAAUCUUAACAUUAGAAUUUGCUAGGCUAAAAACUAUUUAACUGAUUCUCCUAUUUUUGAUACCUUGGGAAGGAUUUCCUCAUGGCCAUUGUUCAGGCAUUGUUCCUGAUGGCCAAGGUGUUUUCAGGAGGCUAUGGCUCAUUGGUAGAGACUUGGCUAGCAUGUAUAUGGCCCUGGGUUUGAUUCUUAGUGUGCAUGUAUGCAACACACACA